AGUUAGCGAUAAACAUGUCGAUUCCCGCCAUAAAGCGAUGGUCCGGGAACGUUUCUUUUCUCUGUCUCUUUGUUUUAUUAUACCCCCUCUAACCGAAUGCCAAUUGUUAAGAGUGCCAAGUUACGUUCGUAGGUAUAGGAAACGAGCGAAUGGCAGAAAAAAAUCAGGUUCGCUGUCCCGUAGGACGGCGAGCGUGGUGCCCGGUUUCACGGUCGAGGGCCAACUGCCGCACGCCACGAAGCCGCUUUCGUCGAGCUCCUCCUCGGCGUCCGGGCGCAGCGAGGAUGCGCCGCAAUACGGUAGCCUGCCGGGCAGCGAUCAUCAGGGACAAUCGCAGCAGGACGACAGCGGACCCGAGGGAAGCCCCGUGUACAUUUUGACCUCGGCCAAGGGUGGCCCCAGCUAUAAGUACCAUGAAUCAAGAAUUAUAGAGAUCGCCGGCGGCCGAGAGGUGUUCUCGCAGAGCCGAGGGAAGGUGGCGGCUAGAAAGUCGCGAUUUCUGGCCGCGUCGAAUUCGAUUAAUAACGAGGACACUCAGACUGAUAAUAAGCUGUCUGUUAAGAAGAACAACAAGUCCCCCAGCUCGCAGACCAUAUGGGAGUUGCGGAACCGGUGCGGUGAGACCAGGAAGCAGCGCGCGAAUCGAGAGGUGACGGAGACCGUGUUCGCCUCGGAGGUGCACUCGGUGCGACGCAACGCCACCACAAAGUCCAUCCUCGAUUACGACUCGCCCAGGAGCAACCGCGGCAGCCGCAUCAUCAAUUACGAUUCAAUCCUGAAUAGCAAUAAUGUAGAGUAUACCGUACCGAAAAGUAUUACCGAUCUCGACUAUGGCUUGCCCAAGAGCUGCGUAGAUUAUCAGUCGAAUCACAACACGCCCGCGAGGAGCAUGGCGAUCGUCAGCGACGGCGAGGUUGUCGUGUUCGACGACAUCGACGACAAUUGGCAGGGGCUGCGGCCGGACCUGGCGUCGAGCAACACGAACCAGGUCACGACGACGGCGAGCCUGGACCUGGAGGCGGACGACUCGCAGCGGGGCCGCGUCGCCCCGGAACCGCCGAGCUCCAGCGUCGGGAGCAGCCCUAGUCCUACGACGGCAUAUCAUCGCAAUACUUCGGAGUUUUUCAAGGUUGUUACACCGGCGAGCGACUGCGAGGCGGACUCUCCUUCACCGGAGCGCAAUCACAAAGUCGCGAGGGUCAUCGGCGAGCUACCGAUCGCCCAGUAUUCCGGCAGCCCGAGACGUUACGGUGUCCGCGAGAAUACGCAGCUCCCUAGCUUAUUGUCGUCGCCCUCUAUGUACAUGACACCGAGGCCUGGUUUCCCGCAAAGAGUAUUGCCCACGACGCCCAAUCACAAUGAGAAGGAGGAUACCUCUGCAGAAAUCGUAGUAGACGAGACUGUGAUAGAAAACAUUAGAACCGAAGAUCAGCCUAUAGAUCCUUCAUCUCCGUCGCCGAAGGCCGAGGAGGAGGAGGAAGACUCUUUAAAGCCGUCGACUCUGCCUGCUGAUAAUAUAAGCAGUCUUGUCUCGCCGGGUGGUAGCACCUUCGACUAUCUCUACGAGUUUUCCGAGACGCGGAAAGUGUUAGAAGAAUUCUUCAAGUGUCCGGCGCCGACGAAAGAAAAGGAAAACAAUAUAGAAUCCUUUCCUUUCCAGGAUCUUGAUUAUGAGUUACGAAGGCAAGGUGGAAGCGCGUACGUCGGUCAGCGAUUAGCCAGCGGUCCACCCGCGACGGAGGAGGUUAUGGUACACGAGUCUCCUAAGAAGCAACGGGCCGAAUUUCCACAAAAUGCAGGUGAACACGAAAACAAUUUUCUGGAUCUCUCAGUAGGCACCGGCAGCAGUGAAGAUCUUGGCGAGACCGAGGUCGGUUUGCAGGUGGGACACUCGCGUAAUUUCACACUGAGCCCCGAGACAACCGACUGCGACAGCAAUUGCGGCGACCUGGACAGCGAGGUAUCCCUCAUGAUGAUGGAUAAUGAAUUGAUGCCAGCAAGUGGCCUUCUCGGAUCGGUCGGCGAUCUCGGGAAUAAUUCGGAUUCCCUGAGAAUAUACACUAGCAUGCCGGUGUUGGAGGACGGACUGUCUAGUGGACACGCGAGCGAUACUGACAACAAUAAUCCUACUGUGAUGCUCAUGAAACGGCAAAUAAACGAGAUAGAGAAGGAGAUCAUACAGAGAACUCGUAACGACAUGCUAGGCACGAACGAGAAUGACUCCGGGAAGGACGUUAGUCUAAAUGUAACAAAGGAUAUUUUACACACGUUGAAGACCACGUCGCCCGAUCUGUUUAUCGCGAAGAAGGAAAAUUCGUACGACACGAACGAGCUGCAGCUCGACGGAUUGGAUCCACUGGGCACGCCGCCGCCACCGGCGCCGCAGGGCCGCCAAAGUGUAUCCCUGGACGUAAACUGCGGCGAGGUGGAAGCGGCCAUCAAAGAUAUUAGAAUGGCCCUGCAAAGGACUAAAACUCUACCUGUGAAAUCGCCAUCGGAAGAACCGCCGGAGCCGAGCGUUAGUCCGAUAUGGAUACCAAGUAUAAUGGAUGGCAGGCGGAGAGUCUGUAUGGAAAGCAAUAGCGAAGAAUCUGAUGCGCGUCGUAUAGGUGACGAGGCCGAUGUGGAAAUUGAAGAGUGUCCGGACGAGGAGGAGGCGGACACCGAUCUUGAAACGGAUCGGUUGCUCGGACAACAGAGAACGGACGAUCAGGGAUUUUACGACGACAAGGGGUGGAGGAAGCCUAAGACUAGGACUAUGUUACCACCAAUGAAUGCGAAAGUCGCUACUCCAAAGCAAACCCCUCCCAAAACUUUGAGUGUCGCCCCGAUAGAAACGCUAGCGCCUUCCGAGCCCAUACCCUCGACGUCUGCCUCGAUCUCCCCUCCUCCUGUAGUGUCUGUUAUACAAUCGUCGUCUUCUAACGAGUGCGAAGUAGCCACUCCCGCGCAACCUACAUCGAGUCCGCAGAAGACCCCAGUCAAAAACUCCCCCACAUCCCCUCAGAGCCUCAAGGAAUCCAACAACAAGGUGAAAAAGGAUAAGGAGGGAAAGAAAAAGAGCAGAAACAAAGAAGACCUGUUGGACGAUCCAUCAGUGUUAAUCGAGGGUGUCCUGUUCCGCGCGAGGUACUUAGGAUCUACGCAAUUGGUAUGCGAAGGUCAACCGACGAAGUCGACUCGCAUGUGUCAGGCGGAGGAAGCCGUUUCCAGAAUAAAGGAUGAUGGGCCAGUGCCGAUGCAGGCAACACUCUUAAACUAUGGGGGGCAGCGUGGGUAUGGUCGCUGCAGCAUUGCCUCGCAAGGAAGCCUAGAGGAGGACGAGUGCGACUCGAGCGAAGAACUUAUAGGAAGCGCUUCUGGUGGGGGCCAGUCCGAGUCGCAAGCGCUUGGGGCCCAGCCGAAACUGGCCCCGAUCAGUGGCUGCUUGGGGCCCACAACCGUUUUCAGACUACAGUUUCUUGGGUCGGUGGAGGUGGAAGAGGAAGGGGGACGUAAACGGCGUAAGCGCCUUAAGAACCACAUGGUGGAGGAGGCUGUGACAAAAAUAAAGGCGCUGGCACCGGACGGUGACACUCAGCCAAGCACGGAGGUGGAUCUCUUCAUCUCGACGGAGAAGAUCAUGGUACUCAAUACCGAUCUGAAGGAGAUCAUGAUGGAUCACGCGUUACGCACGAUCUCGUACAUAGCGGAUAUCGGCGAUCUGGUGGUGCUGAUGGCACGGCGUCGUUUUGUGCCGCACGAGAUGGAGGAGGUGCCGAAAAUCAACCGAACUCCGAAGAUGAUAUGCCACGUUUUCGAAAGUGAGGAGGCUCAAUUUAUAGCACAAAGUAUCGGACAAGCAUUUCAAGUAGCUUACAUGGAGUUCCUAAAGGCAAAUGGGAUAGAGGAUCAUAGCUUCGUUAAGGAAAUGGAUUAUCAGGAGGUGCUCAAUUCGCAGGAGAUAUUCGGCGACGAGCUGCAGAUGUUUGCGAAGAAAGAGAUGCAGAAAGAGGUAGUGGUACCGAAAGCGAAGGGGGAGAUCCUCGGUGUUGUGAUCGUUGAGUCCGGAUGGGGCUCGAUGCUGCCAACCGUAGUCAUAGCAAAUUUAGCGCCGGCCGGCGCCGCCGCGCGUUGCGGCCAGCUUAACAUUGGCGAUCAGAUAAUAGCGAUUAACGGCGUAUCGUUAGUCGGCUUGCCUUUGUCCACGUGUCAGACUUACAUAAAGAACUCGAAGAAUCAAACGGUCGUCAAGCUAACUGUCGUGCCGUGCGCGCCUGUGGUCGAAGUGAAAAUCAAGAGACCCGACACGAAAUAUCAGUUAGGAUUUAGUGUACAGAACGGAGUGAUAUGUAGUCUAUUGAGGGGUGGCAUCGCCGAGCGGGGUGGCGUACGAGUGGGCCAUAGGAUAAUUGAAAUCAAUAAUCAGAGUGUUGUUGCUGUACCGCACGAAAAGAUUGUUAAUCUUCUGGCUACGUCAGUGGGAGAGAUUUUGAUGAAAACGAUGCCCACGUCCAUGUUUAGGCUGUUGACCGGCCAGGAGUCUCCGGUGUACAUAUAAAAAGCGUUCAGUUGCCUGGCUGAUGCGUAGUGAACAGACAAUACAUCCACCAUCCACUACCAUACUAUCCGCUACUAUCUUUACUGUACAGGUUAUUCUAUGCAGAUCGCUUUGUGUUUUCGAUUCUUAUGGGACGAUUCGAUACUUUCACCAGCUCCUGCUUAGUAAACGAGACCUACAUAGGUACGUCGCAGAAACUAAAUAUCUACUCAAGCAUAAUUUAUAUGAUUAUCGAUUAUUGUAAGCGAUAUUCGUCUAGUACUAAUCAAUGAGAUUCUCUAUAACGUGUGUUCCCUGAAAUCUCGCGAGGUAUCGUUUCAAUGCCGGUCGGUGCAUUAUGUCAAUGCAUCGCGGCGUCUGAUUUGUUGUCCGAGCGGUGUAGAAAUUACGGUGCGAAUUGCCGUAAUUACUCAGACGUUCGGUUUGUUAGGAGUCUAACAAAGCAAUAGGAGAAAAAAAUAUAUAUAUUGAUUUUCAGUGCACAACAAGUGGAUGUUACAGAGAAUCGCAUUAUUCGCGCUAAGGAAGAUGAUAGGCGAUGCAAAUGAUGCAGUUGCACAUGAUUAUAAAUAGCACAAAGCUCUUUACCAACAGCUGGAGCAAGGCUGGAACUGUAUAUUACGUAGUUUAAUGACGUAGUAAUAUUUAUAAAAAGGAUCUCCCUCUAUCUCUCGCGGAGACACUUUAAGCUAAAGCGUUUAUUUAAUCUUUUUUAUCCUUAAGGCCGGCGAAUACUUGCGGCGCAACGCCCGAGUAUAUUAAUUUGUACUAAAAUUACUAUCUUACCAUAGUAAACUUCGGACGCGUAAAUCUCGUGAUAAAUAACGCCAUAGUAAUUAUAUAGAAGAGUACAGUAACGUAAUCUCUCUUUCUAUAUAUAUAUAUGUGUAUAUAUAUAUAUAUAUAUAUAUGGGAGACAUUUUUUUUAACGAGUAGAUUAAUCUGUUUUGCAAUACAAUUAAGCUGACUUUUGGCAAGAGAUAAACUGUGUCGUCGAAUACACGGAAAUCAGUCAGUGGACAAAAAUGUUGAUUCAACAUCAUGUAUGCCUACAUAUCGCUUUAUCAACGCUAUUCUGUCGUAUAAUACUCGCCUGUAUCAAGGAUGAAGUCGUAACGCAGCACGUUCACCGCGCGAUAUUAUUUAUCGGAGCGACGUUUGAAAGUCCUUCGUAUUAUACCUCGUAAAUGACUAUUACUCGCGAAAAAAAUAGGCAAGUAAAAAAUUUUUUACGUUUCUCCGUUUGCUCCGAAUAUUGCGAUAUCUAUAAGUGCACAAUUUCUAAUAAAUACUUAAAGUUAGCACUUUUGGCAAAAGUAUGCGUGCGCGCAUGUAUGUAUGUAUGUGUGUGAGAAAGAGAUUUUUUUUUGUAUCUCGCGAAUGAUAGUCAAACUGUAAACUUGCAAAAGUCUAAUCAUGUUCCCAGUAUGUUACAUUAAUCGUUCGCUUCUCCGAUCACUUAUUGAUAAAUGUUGAGAAAUGGCUGUGUAUUUAAGAGUUUAGAUUUUAUAGAUAUAAGAUCGCACUCGACUUAGGCACUUUAGAGUAGAGGCCUUCAAAUCUUUCAGCACUCUACAUCCUCUAGCUCUCUUCCGCUCUUGAUAUUUCAUCAAUUCCCCGCUAAUUUUAACAGAUUCAACAUCUUCAUCGAAUUCUUAACUCUAAUUGAAUCUUCAACUUGAAACACAUGGUCGUAGAGCUUGUUAAAGUAGUAUACUGACAAUUUUUUUCAAUGCUUAUCGAUCAGAAGCCUUCACGCACGUCUCUCGAAAUUUUUUCACACUAUUAGAAGCAGCGCCCAUCUCAAUUUAGAAGCUAUUUUCAAGUGAUCUCGUUUUGCACGAGAGAUUAGUGGAGCAUGCUUAAAAAUCUUUCUAUCGGUCUCGACUCCUCUCUAUCGAUCUAAUUUUGUAGAGUAAAGUUUCUCUUAAUUCGUUUGUGUCUCGCUUGUUCGGAGAGGUUUAGUUCAUAAAGAUAAUCCUAGUAAGUGAUCGUAUAAAAUGGCUUAUAAUUAUAGACGGCACCUUAACUGUAUCAACUGCAGUAAGUCUUCGCUCACCAUGUAUAAUACUUACAUGUAAAAUAUGUAAAUUGUACUCGACUUAAUGUGGCUUCACUGCAUAUAGGCAUACAAAGUGAAAUCUAGCUUCUCCUGACUUGUAACUCUUCGUCAAUGGAAAGUUUCUUCUAAAAUAUAACAGACUGAGACUCACUUCUAUGUGUGACCCAAUAAGAUAAAAAAACUUACUCAUUCCAGAGAAACGUAACUCUACACUCGUACUGCUAGAAAAGAAAAAGGAAAAACAUGUUCUCUUCUAUAUAAAUACUAUAUGCCAUAAUAAUCUAAGUUUUAUCUAUUUUUGCUGAAGAUUUCUCACCUUCGAGCUAUUCUGCUUCAAAUAUCAAGAAAUGUGCGAUAACAAACUUUGAGAUUCCUGAUGUCUGAUAAAAUUUCAAUGCCAAAGUACAUUAAGUAGCGAGGCGUGAUGACGGGACAGCCGAGUAUUAUUUUCAACGAACUGAAAGAUUAAUCAGAUUUUGUCUGAGAACGUGCGAUCAUUUAAGGAACGACGUACCCUAAUUUGCAAAAAGUUAAACUUGUGUUGUCUCUAUCUUCUGAUAUCAUUCAGAUAUACAGGGCAUUUAAAGAAAAAGUGUUCAUGAGAUUACGUUUACUGAAUAUCAUGUAAAAGAUAUCUAAUAAACAUGAAGAAAAUUAUCUUUUCGAGCAUAGAAGCAUUAUUCACGACAUUGUGCAAACCGAGAAUUGUUUCUAUCCGCAAGAGGACCAGAUUUUCAAGGCAUGUUAAUUAAACAUCUUUCGCAUAAUGAAUACGCUCUGCAGAUCUUGAACUCUUCUUUUUUAAACAGCCCGUGCGAGUCAUAAAAUUUGUGUUCACGUAGUGUCAUAAUACGUAUUGUAAAAACAGUCAUACGUAAACUUGUUUAAAACGACGAGGAAUGCUAAUUUUAUAAUAAAUAAACUAGAAGUUAAUUUUGAAAGGUUGAAUAUUGUGUGUAUUAUGGGCAUUGCUCUCUUUGCUUUGUCGACACAACGGACAUGGAUUCUCCGUAUCUAAGUCGACUCUUCGAUUACUAAUACCUUCACAGAUCUCUGAUUUGCCAUAGACACGAUAUUUCCUACGGGACAAUUCUCUGUGAGGCACGUGGGUGAAGAAGCAUGUAUAUAAAAAUUUUUUCGUUGUUUACGAUAUUUAGUGAUGUAAAAGCGAAAGUAAGACACGAUGGGCGGUGCCGUAAAUCGAUGCGGACGGGGAAAGCCUCGUGAGGAUAGUUGCGUGAGAAAUGUCACAAAAAAAAAAUAUAUAUAUAUAAAUAUAUGAUAAUUCCAUUACUUCAUCGAGAAGGAUGUAGCGAAGCAUAUUACGAUAUUGCAUAUCAUGGGGAACCGAUAUAUCAUUGUGGAGACCUUCAUUCAUUACGGGCAAAUAUUUAAAGUAAUCCACGAAUAUGCAGAAAAAAGCAUCUUUGCCGGAAUCACCAGAGUUUAAAAAUAAAAGAAAUCGUGACUAUAUACGUUAUACAUAGGCAAUGGAUUUUGGCAUAGAAAUUUUAACCAUAUAUUCGACAAACAACACAAAGCGGUAUGAAUAUAAUAUAUGGGAUCAAACAAGAUGUGUUAUAUAUUGGGUGGCUGAAACUUAUCUAGUCAUUACGCUAAGAAUGAGAUGAAUAUGUGUGUGUAUGUGUGUACGUAUACAUAUAUGUACACACAUACAUAUAUAAAUAUAAAUAUAUAAAUACAGAAAAGUAUAUAUAUAUACAUAAGUUAAUACUCAGCCAUCGCAAGCCACCCUGACUGAAUGUGUCUAGCCACAUUUUAAUAAUGACAUCUGCAACUUGUACUGUCAAUCUGGCCUUGCGUGGUCAUUACUUGUACGUUCGUUAGAAAAAUGUAAUAUUAAAUCGUCAUUAUUACAGUCUUUGUUUGUCAACUCAAAUUUUAUGGAAAAAAAGCAAUAGAUUAAUUUUAUUUUAGUAAAACUUGAAGACAUAUAAGUUAUUAAAGUAUGGCUUCUCUUAAAGUAUCUGCGAACGUAAAAGAAGUUACGAGCAUAAAUAUACAAGCUCAUUUGACUUUAUCCGUUGAAAUUCUAUCGAUCUAUUCUUCACCUAAAUUCGUUUUCUAUGGGAUUUUUUUCUAGAUUUUCUACGAUUGUUGGUAAAUUAUAUUAUAUAUGAACGACUGCGAGGGGAGAGGAUCUAGUAAAUUUGUUCUGUUUAUAAAUUUAAAUAAGCGUACAGUUCGUCGAAAUGAGAGUUUCGUCGUAUAAUUAUUUCCAAGCGCUGUAAGACAUUUGACGCCCGUCCUCUUUGACGAGGACAUUGGCGGAUAAUAAUGUCUGAUUUAUGGAAUAUUUCGUCGAUGACAAAGCAUGUUUUGCAUCAUCGAGCCUUACAAAGUGAAAAAUGAUGAUCGUGCAAAGUCAGUGUGAAUGGUAAAAAAAUCCCAAAAUUGCAGUCAGAAUCGUUAUGAGGCAAUUGAGAAAGAACCCAGCCAUUCAUAAAUAAAUAAAAAUAAUUAUAUAUUACACACAUAUAUAGAGCUUGCGCUGUAGCUUCACCAGUCAUGAAACAUGCUACGAGAUAUCAUGACUGCCCUUAUCAAUGUUUGUGAGUGUAUAAUAAGUUAUAAACUAUAAGUGAGCUAUUGAAUGUGUAUAUGGUAUAUGCUAGUCCAUACUAAGAUACAAUAAAAUGUAAUUUUGAAUUCAAA
Messenger RNA from Vollenhovia emeryi, 9278 nucleotides. RefSeq lists its product as uncharacterized. NCBI's taxonomy places the organism in Eukaryota, Metazoa, Arthropoda, Insecta, Hymenoptera, Formicidae. Gene Ontology annotation, biological process: chemical synaptic transmission. Gene Ontology annotation, cellular component: plasma membrane; cytoplasm; dendritic spine. The transcript is spliced from 16 exons. The record is from RefSeq and is a predicted model, not a curated record. The coding region runs from base 38 to 4540 and encodes 1500 amino acids. Gene Ontology annotation, molecular function: protein binding.